Molecule: messenger RNA, 3078 nt
Organism: Sesamum indicum (sesame)
Lineage: Eukaryota; Viridiplantae; Streptophyta; Magnoliopsida; Lamiales; Pedaliaceae
Product: scarecrow-like protein 22
Source: RefSeq, a predicted model, not a curated record
CCAAAAAAAGAAAAAAAGAAAAAGAGAGAGAGAGAGGGAGAGGGAGAGGGAGAGAGAGAGAGAGAGGAUGAAUGAAGGUGGGGCGCUUUACUACUUUUUUAUGUUGCACGCAUCCAUGGCAGAAAACAGAAGGCAGCAGAGAGCACUACUCCUCCAUGGAUUAGAGGAGAGGAAAUAAGGAGAAUACUUGAAAUCCAUCGUUUCCAACCCUGUGACUUGGCUAGUUAUCCAGUUUCUUGAUCAUUUUCGAAAAUCAUUGACAAAAGAUUGAGCUAGCGAGUGGAGAACUGACAAGAAUUUACAUGCCCUUGUAGGCUUUGGUGGUUGUUGAAGCUGGAGGAGUUUGAGAGAGAAGUGGAUUUUGGGGGAUUUUGUAUUUAGAUGAAGGGAAUGCCCUUUCCCUUUGAUUUUGAGGGGAAGGGGGUGUUGGAGUUAGAGCUGGUUGUGAAGAGCAAAGCUUUUGAUAUCUCAGAGAGUAAUCCAGCAGAAAUUUCGUCUUAUUUGUUCGAGAAAAAUUGUUUCGUGAAUAAUAGUUUUGGUGAGCCUACAUCUGUCCUGGAUUCUGCGAGAAUUUCCAGCCUGCCCACGUCUUCCUCAACCCUGUCUUCAUCUCUCGGUGGCGGAGGAGGAAGCGCCGGAGGUGGUGCUGCUUCUACCGACACGGGCGGGGUGGCUGCGGUUUCAGACACAAACCCAUCUCCGAAAUGGCAGCAAGACUCGAAUACUGCCACCAGCUCCAAUGCUGGAGGAGCUGAUUCCGAGCUCCUUCCAGUUCCACCAUCUCUAGAGAUCGGCACCGCCGGCGGCCGAGACGGAAGGAACACGGAGAAAUGUGCUAUGGAGGAUUGGGAGAACGUAUUGUCGGAGUCUGCCGCCGCCUCUCCGAGCCAAGAACAGUCCAUUUUCCGGUGGAUCAUGGGAGAUGUUGAAGACCCUGGAAUGGGAAGUCUGAAUAAGGUUCUUCAAAUUGGCGGUGGGGGUGGUUCAACGCCGUCGGAGUAUGAUUUUAGUGGUGGAUUUGGGGUUGUGGACCAAAGCUUUGCUGGAGACCAAUUUGGUGAGAAUUCCAUGCCCACAGUUUCCAGUUUUUCCAACAAUAGUAGAUCCAGCGUUGAAAAGAUUGAGUUGGCCCCCAAUCCAGUCACUUCAAAUCUGCCUAGUAAUUUCAAGUUUUCUCCAAACUCUCAGAAUAUCAUGUACCCUUCUUCGUUUUCUAACAAUCUUGGAGCCAUUGAUCUUCAUUACCCGGCUGCAUUUGAUUCUUCAGCAGAAAUGAAGCCUCCCAUUUUCAAUCCACAACUUCUGAUUAACCAGCACCAAGCUCACCACGCUCAGAACCCUUCAUUCUUCUUGCCCUUUUCAUAUGCACAACAGCAAGAACAGAGUUUUACCGUGCCACCACAGGCGAAAAGGCACAACCCCGGAGGGCCUAUUGGUGGAGGCCUUGAGGCCCGUGGCCCAAUUCCAAAAGGGUCUCUUUUGGACACUGGCCAGCAAGAGAUGUUUCUGGGUAGACAGCAAUUGCAUCACCAGCUUCAAAUGCUUCCUCAUUAUCUCCAGCAGAGACCAAGCGGGCCGGGCCCAAAGCCGAAAAUUGGCAGUGGGGAUGAAUUAGGACAUAGCCAUCAGCAACAAUUACAGCAGUCUAUAAUUGACCAGCUAUAUAAGGCCGCAGAGUUGGUCCAGACUGGGAAUCCGGCACUCGCGCGAGGGAUAUUGGCGCGGCUCAAUCACCAGCUCUCUCCUAUUGGUAAGCCUUUCUACAGGGCUGCUUUCUACUGCAAGGAGGCAUUGCAAUUACUCCUCCAGACUAACAACAACGGUUUGAACCCCUCUACGGCCUCUUCGCCUUUUAGCCUCAUUUUCAAGAUUGGUGCCUAUAAGUCUUUCUCUGAGAUCUCACCGCUCAUACAAUUUGCUAAUUUUACCUGCAAUCAAGCCCUCCUUGAAGUCUUGGAAGGAUUUGAUCGAAUUCAUAUUGUGGAUUUUGAUAUUGGGUACGGUGGGCAAUGGGCCUCUCUGAUGCAGGAGCUUGCAUUAAGGAAUGGGGGUGCACCAUUGCUUAAAAUCACCGCACUUGUUUCUACGUUAACACAUGAUCAGCUAGAGCUCAGCCUCACUCGAGAAAAUCUGCUUCAGUUUGCUAGUGAUAUCAAUAUUGGAUUCGAGUUUGAGGUUAUAAGCAUUGAUUCUUUGGAUUCAGGUUCAUGGUCUCUGCCUUUUCAUGUGUUGGAGAAUGAGGGAGUUGCAGUGAAUCUCCCGGCCGGUUGCCUUGCCAAUUAUCAAUUGUCAGUGCCUUUUGUUCUCCGGUUUGUCAAGCAACUGUCACCAAGAAUUGUUGUUUCUGUGGACAGAGGAUGUGAUAGGUCUGACCUUCCGUUCGCCAACCAUAUUAUUCAUGCCCUUCAAUCAUACUCAAACCUGCUCGAGUCUCUUGAUGCGGUUAAUGUGAACAUGGAUGCCCUGCAAAAGAUUGAGAGGUUCUUGCUCCAACCAGGCAUUGAAAAAAUUGUAAUGGGUCGAUUUCGUUCUCCUGAAAAGUCACAGCACUGGAGGACUCUGUUUUUGUCAUCCGGUUUCUCCCCAGUAACGUUUAGCAAUUUCACCGAAUCACAAGCUGAGUGUGUUGUGAAGAGGACUCCUGUCAGAGGAUUCCAGGUGGAGAAGAGGCAGUCUUCUCUCGUUCUUUGCUGGCAACAAAAGGAGCUGGUGUCUGCUUCUGUUUGGAGAUGCUGAAUUUUUAGUGCAAUUCCCAACUCAGCCUCAUCAAGAAGGUGCCUUUAAAGUCACAACUCAAGUCUUUAAUCCAUUGAACUCUAUAAACUUUCAUGUUCAAAGUCUAUCGUUUGCUAGUUUAUAUGUGGCUUGGGCAAAUUAUUUCCAAGUUUUAGAAAGAACCACACAUCUUAGCCCUGGAUGUUCUAAUGUACUGCUCAAAUUUCAUAUGGGCCAUGCUCUUUUUGUUGCUCUCAUGCUUUCUUCUUAAAGGUAUCAAUGGGUCCUAAGCUGUCUUUGUAAACCAAGAAUGACGAAACCAAAAGAAAUUUAAACCCCUUAACUGAUUCUUUGAUUUUGAUA